This is a messenger RNA of Bombina bombina (fire-bellied toad), 1433 nucleotides long. RefSeq names its product nerve growth factor (gene NGF). The record is from RefSeq and is a predicted model, not a curated record. The coding region runs from base 467 to 1162 and encodes 231 amino acids. Gene Ontology annotation, biological process: nerve development; memory; positive regulation of collateral sprouting. Lineage: Eukaryota; Metazoa; Chordata; Amphibia; Anura; Bombinatoridae. The transcript has 3 exons. Gene Ontology annotation, molecular function: growth factor activity; nerve growth factor receptor binding.
AGCUUCUGUUCUGUUUCUGAUUCCCCAGACCCCUGUUAAAAUGGAAUUGGAAUAUCACUAGAUCUGCUUAACAGAAAGAAUGGGAAAAAGAAUGUGAACCACACACCUGGUUUGUGUCAGAAAGGCACUAGGACCUGGAAGGAUACUUCUGCCCUGUGAGUCAGCUAAGCGCUGGAGCUCCCUCAACUCCUGAGACCAGUGAAUGAGAACAGAUAUGUGAAUGGCUCAGCUGGCUUUCAAAGCUCUUAGUGGACUGGGCUACAAGAGGCUACACAACUACUGGAUCACCAAGGAUUUCACUUCCCUGUGACCAACGAAUUCACAGCAGCACAGUAAAAAGCACCAUCAAGACUGCACAUUGUACAGAUGGUAUGCUGGGCCUCAACUCAGCUCAGCGUUUGGACGCAAUAAAGGACCCUGGAACAGAAAAGCUUUCCAUUCUGUGCACCCAAAGGUGAAUAGAGUAAUGUCCAUGUUGUACUACACUCUGAUCAUAGCAUUUUUGAUUGGCAUACAAGCUGCGCCAAAGACCAAAGACCAUGCUCCUGCAGGGUCUUCAACGAGACAACGCAUUCCACAUCAUACACAUAGGACUAAGUCCCUCCACCGUGCUCAUGGGAAACUAGAGCCAAAUGUAUCUUCAAAUUUUUACAACAUCACAGUGGACCCUAAACUUUUCAGAAAAAGGAAAUUUCGCUCGCCAAGGGUUUUGUUUAGCACCCAACCACCUCCAUUGUCUGAGGACUUAAGAAACUUAGAAUACUUAGAUGAUGAAGAGUCUCUUAAUAAAACCAUUCGAGCUAAGAGGACGGUGCAUCCAGUUCUUCACCGUGGGGAGUAUUCUGUUUGUGACAGUGUCAGCAAGUGGGUUGGGGAGAAAACCACUGCCGUCGACAUCAAGGGCAAAGAGGUGACUGUUUUGGGGGAAGUUAACAUAAACAAUAGUGUUUUCAAACAGUACUUUUUUGAGACCAGUUGCAGGGAUCAAAAGCCAGUAUCUAGUGGUUGUCGUGGGAUUGAUGCAAAACAUUGGAACUCAUACUGUACCACCACACACACCUUUGUCAAAGCAUUAACAAUGGAAGGGAAGCAAGCGGCCUGGAGGUUUAUACGGAUUGAUACAGCCUGUGUCUGUGUGCUCAGCAGGAAAGGUCGACCCUAAACACUCUUUCCUGGCACCCAAAACUUCUCCCCACCCCUACCUCAGCCUGUAAAUUAUUUUAAAUUAUAUGGACUGCAUGGUAUAUUUAUAGUUUAUACUGUAAAAAAGAGACUCAUUAUUUAUUAUUAAACUGUUUUCAAAACUCUUUGUUUGCAUUAAGAUCUGAUUUUAAGACAUUUUAGAAAUGCUUAAUAAACUUAAAAGUGCAAUACUACUUCUACUACUACAUCAAGUAUUGUGAUAUGAAAUAUAUAAAGACAUUUAACAAUCA